Molecule: messenger RNA, 1543 nt
Organism: Oncorhynchus mykiss (rainbow trout)
Lineage: Eukaryota; Metazoa; Chordata; Actinopteri; Salmoniformes; Salmonidae
Gene: s100s
Product: S100 calcium binding protein S
Cellular component (GO): cytoplasm
Molecular function (GO): calcium-dependent protein binding; calcium ion binding
Source: RefSeq, a predicted model, not a curated record
AGCCGCUGUCCGACUCUCUCCUCAUCCGUCUUUCCUUGUCUCUCUCUCUCUCUCCCUCUUCACCAAAGACAAAGGAGGCCCUCCAUCAGCACUCCAUCAGUCUUUCCAACGAAAUCAACUCAAGAAGAUUCCAAGAUGCCGGACACAAUUAUGUCCAAGGAACCCUCUUCCAACCUGGAGAAUGCCAUGCAGAUGCUGAUCAAAACCUUCCACAAGUACUCAGGGAAGGAGGGUGACAAGUAUACUCUGAGCCGGGGAGAGCUGAGAGAGCUGUUAACAGAGGAGCUGGGAAGUUACCUAGGGAACGCCCGGGAUGGAGAAGGGGUUGAGAAGGUGAUGAACGACCUGGACGCCAACAGCGACGGUGAGGUGGACUUCACAGAGUUCAUCAUCCUGAUGGGAGCCCUGACAGUGGCUUGCAACGACUUCUUCAUGGAAUACAAGCCCGAGAAACUUGUCCACACACCCUUUGAGAAAAAGGAGGCAACAUCGGAGAAGAAAGAGUGAAGGAAAAAAGGGAGGAGUGGGGAGGGACUGGGAGGAGGGAAGGGGGAGAUGGAUGGAAAGGGGAAAUGAACUGUGGAGCAACAGUAAAAGGGUACAAUUGAUGGUUGUAUGGUCAUGUUAUGCAAAUUUCUUAACCGUGCAAAUGAAAUGUGUGAAAAGAGGCUGAGGGAACUUCACUUCACUAAGUAAGGUUUCGCUGAUGGAAGAACAGUGUGUUCCAUCUGCAACUAUCCAAAUACUUUUCAUACCAUAGUUAAGGCACAGAUCCGGAGUCAGUUACUCUGUGUCCUCAAAUGCAUGAGUGGCACUGUAUACAGUAGGGGUCAGCAACAGGCGUCCUGUGGCAUGCGAGUGAUUUUCUUUGCCACCCCUUUUUGGUGAAAAAUAUUUUCUGGUGAUUUUACCUUUUUACUGUAAAAUCACCAGGAAUUAAGCAAAAAUGUGUUUCAUUUAGGAAAUCUGUUCAAGUAUUCACACAAAGUUAUUUUUUUUAAAUAUGUGAUCGUGUCUCAAUGUAAUCAAUGUAUGAAAUGAUUAAAAUACAAUCUCUUUUUGGGCUUAGUUGUGGUACAUUUGCAGUGUACAGAUUAUUUGAAUUAUGUUCCAGCCCUCUGACCAUCCUCUCCAACAAAAAUCAACCCCCGGCUGAAUCUAGUUGCCUACCCCUGGUAUACAGGGUAGUAUGUGUGAGAUCAGUUGUGUUCUCUAUUCAGUCUCAAAUUCCAAAUCAACUGUUUAAAUGAUUUGGAUGCAUAUUCAGGAUGGAUUUAAUUGAAAAUAUGAAUUAUUUCAGUGGAUGUUAUUGUAACACACAACCACCAAUGGAGUCAGAUCGGGGCCUAAAGCACAACAGGGUGAUACUGUCAUGAAUAUAAAGAUUAUAUCAUAGAUAAUAAAUAUCUUAAAUAUUUAGAAUAGGUUAUGUACUCAGAGUUGAACAUUUUAAUAUAAUUUACAUUUCUUUGCACAUAUUUUGUAAUCUGUUUUUGGUAAUUACCAAUGUGUUCUUCCAAACAUUAAACAUGACAUUUAAUCA